GCGGAGGGCUAUCUUGAGCUGUCUGUGUGUUGCACCGCGCGAUGCCCAAGGCCAAGGGAAAAACUCGGAGGCAGAAGUUCGGUUACAAUGUCAAUCGAAAGCGCCUGCACCGGAAUGCGAAACGGAAGGCGGCGCCGCGGAUCGAGUGCUCCCACAUCCGACAUGCCUGGGACCACGGAAAAUCGGUGCGGCAGAACCUGGCCGAGAUGGGUUUGGCCAUGGACCCCAAUAAAGCUGUUCCCCUCCUGAAGCGAAAGGUGAAGCCCAUGGAUGUGGACAGCGUGGAGAAGAGUGCGGUGCUGGUGCGGAAGCCCUAUGUUCUCAAUGACCUGGAGGCUGAAGCCAGCCUUCCCGAGAAAAGAGGAGACACGCUGUCUCGGGACCUCAUCGACUACGUCCGCUACAUGGUGGAGAACCACGGCGAGAACUACAAGGCCAUGGCCCGCGAUGAGAAGAAUUACUACCAGGACACCCCCAAACAGAUUCGGAGUAAGAUCAAUGUCUACAAGCGUUUCUACCCUGACGAGUGGCGGGCUUUCCAGGAGUCCUUGCAGAACACGAAGAUGGAGGUGGAGUGAGUUGAGGGGUUGAGGGGGGGGGAGUGCCUUCACCCCCAAGCCCCACCCCUCACUCCCUGCUUCAGACCACUCCCUCGACCCAAGCAGCAGCAGCAGCCUCACCAGCAGUCAUAAGCCAGGAUUUGCAUCCUGGAGGAGGUGUGGCAGCAGAUGAGGUGGGCCACACCCGGUCGGACCUUAGCUGCCACCCACAAAGCUCCUUUCUGGGGGCCCAGAGACUCCUUUUGUUCUCAUGGGGGCGGGGUGCAGGGAAGG
This is a messenger RNA of Sorex fumeus (smoky shrew), 833 nucleotides long. RefSeq names its product NOP16 nucleolar protein (gene NOP16). NCBI's taxonomy places the organism in Eukaryota, Metazoa, Chordata, Mammalia, Eulipotyphla, Soricidae. Gene Ontology annotation, biological process: ribosomal large subunit biogenesis. The record is from RefSeq and is a predicted model, not a curated record. The transcript is spliced from 5 exons. Gene Ontology annotation, cellular component: nucleolus. Bases 42 to 578 code for a protein of 178 amino acids.